UGCUGCUGCAGUCCAGAGUGGGUCAAGGGUCCCAUGUACGCCUCCCAUUGCAGCUGUCUCCAUCGCCACACUCUGCCAUGUGCCACUUUCAGGUCUCCUCACACUGCUGGUGUGUUCGCAUUUUGUCAUAGGGUGCUGGCUGAUUUCGGGCUCACCCAUUGCUGCUGCCAGGCCCUUAAUCUGCCAUGGGACCCCUGUACCGCCCUCCUCAUGCUGCUGCCACCGGUAUCCAGAGUCGUCUAUCAUGGUCCCCUGUACGGCCUCCCAUUGCUCUGUCUCCAUCGUCACACUCUGCCAUGUGCCACUUUCAGGUCUCCUCACACUGCUGGUGUGUUCCAUUUUGUC
This is a messenger RNA of Staurois parvus, 345 nucleotides long. Lineage: Eukaryota; Metazoa; Chordata; Amphibia; Anura; Ranidae. The record is from the annotation of a GenBank genome assembly.